Messenger RNA from Salmo salar (Atlantic salmon), 8880 nucleotides. The record is from RefSeq and is a predicted model, not a curated record. NCBI's taxonomy places the organism in Eukaryota, Metazoa, Chordata, Actinopteri, Salmoniformes, Salmonidae.
GUAUUCUCGACCACCACACGCACGUCAUCUAGGCUACUUUACGCAAAAGUGUUGCAUUUCGAAGGCCCAGGUGGAAGGAAGUCUUGACCGUGGUGGAUUAGUUCCUGACAGCAGCAGCAGGAGGGAAUGGUGGAAAGGGGUAUCAGACGAAAUAACAGGACAAAUUCCUAUCAAGACGGCCCAAUAAAGAAUAUUUUAUAGGAAGGAAGAAUCUUCAGCUUCUCAAGCCCUGCCAUUACAGCCAGUCAACUGCAUAGAGCUCCUCUAGUUGAGAUGAAGCCUAGAAGAAGUCCUGCCUGGCCCAUCACAGAGUCUAUGCCGCUACUUUAAGCAUUAGAGGGGAAAGAUGAAAUUAGAUAAAAAAUAAAGUGGAAGAGUGGAGGACCUCACCCCCAGCAUCCCCCAAAAGCAGCAUGGCAGGACUCCAGCUGGUCACCCCCGCCUCCAAUCCCAUGGGGCCUUUCUUUGGUCUCCCGUGGCAACAGGAGGCCAUCCACGACAACAUCUACACGCCUAGGAAAUAUCAGGUUGAACUUCUUGAAGCAGCUCUUGAACACAAUACUAUUGUCUGCUUAAAUACUGGCUCAGGGAAGACCUUUAUUGCAGUACUCCUAACUAAAGAGCUCUCCCACCAAAUCCGGGGAGACUUAGUCGAACAGGGGAAGAGGACAGUUUUCCUGGUGAAUGCAGCAUCGUCUGUGAUUCAGCAAGCAGCUAGUGUUAGGACCCACUCCGAUCUCCAGGUUGGAGAAUACAUGUGUGUGGAGAAGACCUCAUCAUGGUCCAGGGAAAAGUGGAGCCAAGAAAUGAUUGAAAAUCAGGUGCUCGUUAUGACGUGCCAUAUCUUCCUGCAUGUGCUGAAGAGUGGAGUGUUGCCACUAUGGAAACUCAACCUGGUGGUGUUUGAUGAGUGUCACCUGGCAAUCACGGACCAUCCCUACCGGGAUAUAAUGAAGCUAUGUGAGGGCUGUCCGUGCAGCCCUCGGAUCCUGGGCCUCACUGCAUCCAUUUUGAAUGGUAAAUGUGACCCGUCUGAACUGGAACAGAAGAUCCAGAACCUGGAGCGGAUCCUGCAGAGCAAUGCAGAGACAGCUACUGACCUCGUUGUCCUUGACAGAUAUGCCUCCCAGCCCAGAGAGGUGGUACUGGACUGUGGACCCUACCUGGACAAGAGCGGCCUCUCAGAGCAUCUACUGAGCGAGCUGGACGAGGCUCUCCACUUCCUCAACGACUGCAACAUACCUGUGUCUCGAGAGGACAGAGACCCCACCUUCAUAUCCAAACAGGUGCUGAGUGACUGCCGGGCGGUGCUGCUGGUACUGGGGCCGUGGUGUGCCGACAAGGUGGCUGGCAUCAUGGUGAGGGAGCUGCAGAAGUACAUCAAACACGAACAGGAAGAGAUCAACAGGAAGUUCCUGCUCUUCACCGACACCAUCCUGAGGAAGGUCCACGCCCUGUGUGAGGAACUCUUCUCCCCGGCCUCUCUGGACCUGAAGUUUGUGACCCCGAAGGUCAUCCGUCUCCUGGAGAUCCUCCAUGAGUACAAGCCCUUUGAGAGGCAACAGUUUGAGAGUGUGGAGUGGUACAACAACCGCAACGAGGACAGCUACGUGUCGUGGAGUGACUCGGAAGACGAAGACGAGGAUGAGGAGGUGAAGGAGAAACCCGAGGCUAACUUCCCCUCGCCGUUCACCAACAUCCUGUGUGGGAUCAUCUUCGUUGAGAGGCGCUACACGGCCGUCGUCCUCAACCGGCUAAUAAAGGAGGCAGGGAAACAGGACCCGGAGCUGGCCUACAUCAGCAGUAACUUCAUCACAGGACACAGCAUCGGAAAGAACCAGCCACGCAACAAGCAGAUGGAGGUGGAGUUCAGGAAACAGGAAGAGGUUCUGCGUAAGUUCCGUGCCCACGAGACCAACCUGCUCAUAGCGACCAGCAUCGUGGAGGAAGGGGUAGAUAUUCCCAAGUGUAACCUGGUGGUGAGGUUUGACCUGCCUACUGAGUACAGGUCCUACGUUCAGUCUAAAGGCCGAGCCAGAGCUCCUGUCUCCAACUACAUCAUGCUGGCUGAAAGUGAGAGGACCAAGACCUUCGAGGAAGACCUGAAGACCUACAAGGCCAUAGAGAAGAUCCUGAGAAACAAGUGUUCCAAGGCAGCAGGGGUCGGGGACUUUGAGGUGGAACCGGUGCUGGAUGAUGACAACAUUCUGCCUCCCUACGUGCUCCGCUCUGAGGAAGGAGGACCCCGCGUCACCAUCAACACGGCUAUCGGACACAUCAACAGAUACUGUGCCCGUCUGCCCAGUGACCCGUUUACCCACCUGGCACCUAAGUGUAAGACCAAGGAGCUGAAGGAUGGGCGCUACCAGUCAACCCUCUACUUGCCCAUCAAUUCCCCUCUACGGGUGCCCGUCGCUGGGCCAAUCAUGAACUGUGCACGACUGGCAGAGAAGGCAGUGGCACUACUUUGCUGUGAAAAUCUUCACAAAAAAGGUGAGUUGGAUGACCACUUGAUGCCUGUGGGGAAAGAGACAGUGAAGUAUGAGGAGGAGCUGGAUCUCCAUGACGAGGAGGAGACCAGUGUUCCAGGCAGACCAGGAUCCACCAAGAGGAGGCAGUGCUACCCUAAAGCUAUACCAGAAUGUCUUCGGGACAGUUACCCUGUACCGGAGCAGUCUUACUACCUGUAUGUGAUUGGCAUGGUCCUCACCACCCCUCUGCCUGAUGAGCUCAACUUCCGCCGCAGGAAGCUCUACCCUCCAGAGGACACUACCAGGUGCUUCGGCAUCCUGACUGCCAAACCUAUACCUCGGAUCCCCCACUUUCCUGUGUACACGCGGUCUGGUGAGGUGACCAUCUCCAUGGAGCUCCAGAAGGCUGGGUUCACUCUGAGUGCUGUCCAGCUGGACCUGAUCACCAGACUACACCAGUACAUUUUCUCUCACAUCCUCCGCCUGGAGAAACCUGCUUUGGAGUUCAAUCCCACGCAAGCCGACUCAGCCUACUGCGUUCUACCGCUCAAUGUUGUUGAGGAUUCCAACACUCUAGAUUUGGAUUUUAAAUUCAUGGAGGACAUAGAGAAGUCCGAGGCUCGUGUUGGCAUUCCUACCACCCAGUACACCAAGCAGAACCCCUUCACUUUCAAACUGGAAGACUACCAGGACGCUGUCAUCAUUCCACGGUAUCGUAACUUUGACCAGCCUCACCGGUUCUACGUGGCUGACGUUUACACAGACCUCACACCUCUCAGCAGGUUCCCAUCACCGGAGUACCAGACAUUUGCUGAGUACUACAAAACCAAGUACAACCUGGACCUGUCCAACGUAAACCAGCCACUACUGGACGUAGACCAUACCUCCUCACGCUUGAAUCUGUUAACCCCUCGCCACCUGAACCAGAAGGGGAAAGCCCUGCCCCUCAGCAGUGCAGAGAAGAGGAAGGCCAAGUGGGAGAGUCUUCAGAACAAACAGAUCCUGGUCCCAGAGCUGUGUGCCAUCCACCCAAUCCCAGCCUCUCUGUGGAGGAAGGCUGUGUGUCUCCCCAGCAUCCUGUAUCGCCUUCACUGCCUGCUCACAGCCGAGGAGCUGCGGGCCCAGACAGCCAGCGACGCUGGAGUAGGAGCCCAGACCCUGCCCUCUGACUUCAGGUAUCCAAACCUGGACUUUGGAUGGAAGAAGUCUAUCGACAGCAAGUCAUUCAUCUGUUUGCGUGAUGAGGAAGAGGAGGAGGAGGAGGAGAGGACAGCGGUGACGAUAACUGUAAACAACAGGGCCAGACUUGACUCUCAUGUCUCUUCGCGGCCUGAGGGGGGCGACAUCGGCCAACACCCCGAAGAUGACAGCCCAGAGGAGGAGGAGCCCCAGCAGCCAGACUCCGCCUCCUGCACUAGCAUCCUCGCUAACGGCACUGCCCCCAUUGUCAAUAACAACGGUGACCACGGCGACCAUGCACACCUUCACGACGGACGUGACAACUGCCAAUGCCUCCCGGCUGGUUCUGGUUUGCCACUGGAGAAUGAAAAAGAAGUAUCAACAACACAAACCACUACCUCAGUUCUUUCUGUGCAGCCCUCUCUUAGCAUCGAGAACCAGAAUCUAACCCCAACAGCACCCUGGACCCAGCCUCCACCCCCUCAGCCCCUCCCAGGGACCCAGCCUCCACCCCCUCAGCCCCAGCCAGGGACCCAGCCUCCACCCCCUCAGCCCCAGCCAGGGACCCAGCCUCCACCCCCUCAGCCCCAGCCAGGGACCCAGCCUCCACCCCCUCAGCCCCAGCCAGGGACCCAGCCUCCACCCCCUCAGCCCCAGCCAGGGACCCAGCCUCCACCCCUCAGCCCCAGCCAGGGACCCAGCCUCCACCCCUCAGCCCCAGCCAGGGACCCAGCCUCCCCCCUCAGCCCCAGCCAGGGACCCAGCCUCCACCCCUCAGCCCCAGCCAGGGACCCAGCCUCCACCCCUCAGCCCCAGCCAGGGACCCAGCCUCCUCAGCCCCAGCCAGGGACCCAGCCUCCUCAGCCCCAGCCAGGGACCCAGCCUCCUCAGCCCCAGCCAGGGACCCAGCCUCCUCAGCCCCAGCCAGGGACCCAGCCUCCACGCCCUCAGCCCCAGCCAGGGACCCAGCCUCCACCCCCUCAGCCCCAGCCUAGCGAUGAAUGUAGACCAGGGAGGACCUCAGAGCUCCGUGAGGGCGACGGACACCACGUGAAUCAAGCUACCUCAGACUGCUGCAGCCCAGCAACAAUGACGGGGCCCGCCGGCACAGCUCCCAUCACCACAACACCUUCACCUGACCCCUCAGAGGCCCUAGAGACCCAGGAGAUCACCACCAGCAGCUCUGUAGUGGGGGAUACCCUUGGCCCCUGCCCCAAGACCCUGGGGCCCAACCCUGGGCUCAUCCUUCAGGCCCUGACCCUGUCCAACGCCAGUGACGGCUUCAACCUGGAGCGUCUGGAGAUGCUGGGGGACUCCUUCCUGAAGCACGCCAUCACCACCUACCUGUUCUGUACCUACCCCGACGCACACGAGGGACGACUCUCCUACAUGAGGAGCAAGAAGGUGAGCAACUGUAACCUGUAUCGUCUGGGAAAGAAGAAAGGUCUUCCUUGCAGGAUGGUGGUGUCCAUCUUUGACCCACCGGUCAACUGGCUGCCCCCUGGCUACGUGGUCAACCAGGACAAAAGCAGCGAAGACAAAUGGGACGAGGAUGAGGCCAAAGAGGAGCUCCUGGCCAAUGGUAGUGCUGGAGAGGAGUUGUGUGUGGAGGAACUAGGGGAGGAGGUUCUGGAGGAGGAUGAAGAUCUGAUGUGGAAGGAGCCUAAAGACGAGGUCAACGUGGAGGACGACCUGGAGUACUACCAGGAGCACAUCAAGUUCAUCGACAACAUGCUCAUUGGCUCAGGUGCCUUCGGCAAGAAGAUUUCCCUUGGUACCUUCCCCCCCUGCCCCCGCCACCCCUGGCCCAAGUCCCAGCCCUCCGCCCGCUCCUCCUCCCCUGCAGCCGAGCCCAGCUACGGGGAGUGGAAACCCCCCAAGAAACCUGGCCCGGUCCCCACCCCCCACUACCCCUCAGAGCCUAGCGGUGGUGGCUCAGCAGAUGAGUUUGACUACAGCUCGUGGGAUGCCAUGUGUUACCUGGACCCUAGCAAGGCAGGGGAGGAGGAUGAUUUCGUGGUGGGUUUCUGGAACCCGUCGGAGGAGAACUGUGGGGCGGAGUUGGGGAAACAGUCUAUCUCCUAUGACCUGCACACGGAGCAGUGCAUCGCUGACAAGAGCAUUGCUGACUGUGUGGAGGCACUGCUGGGCUGCUACCUCACCAGCUGUGGGGAGAGGGCUGCUCAGAUGUUCCUCUGCUCACUGGGACUCAAGGUGUUACCGGUUGAAAGGAGGAGGCUGAAGGAGAAGGGCGGGGUCAUAGAGGUCAUGAACCUUGACCUCCAGUAUGGCUGGCUGAAGAUCCCACCCCGCUGCAUCUUUGACCACCCGGAUGCCGAGCUCACCCUCAACCACCUCAUCUCUGGCUUUGAGAACUUUGAGAGGAAGAUCAGCUACACCUUCCAGAACAAGGCCUACCUGCUGCAAGCCUUCACACACGCCUCCUACCAUUACAACACCAUUACAGAUUGUUACCAGCGACUAGAGUUUCUUGGCGAUGCAAUUUUAGACUACCUCAUAACGAAGCACCUUUAUGAAGAUCCGCGCCAACACUCUCCCGGCGUGCUCACAGACCUGCGCUCGGCGUUGGUCAACAACACCAUCUUCGCCUCCCUGGCCGUCCAGUACGACUUCCACAAGUACUUCAAGGCUGUGUCGCCCGAGCUGUUUCAUGUCAUCGACGACUUUGUGCAAUUCCAGCUGGAGAAGAACGAAAUGCAAGGCAUGGACUCUGAGCUUCGGCGCUCAGAGGAAGACGAGGCAAAAGAGGAGGACAUUGAGGUCCCCAAGGCAAUGGGAGACAUAUUUGAGUCACUAGCCGGAGCAAUUUACAUGGAUAGCAGAAUGUCACUGGAGACAGUGUGGCAAGUGUAUUAUCCAAUGAUGAGGCCACUUAUAGAGAAAUUCUCAGCUAAUGUCCCUCGCUCUCCGGUGCGGGAGUUGUUGGAGAUGGAGCCUGAGACAGCCAAGUUCAGCCCUGCGGAGCGGACGUACGACGGGAAGGUCCGCGUGACAGUGGAGGUCGUGGGCAAGGGCAAGUUCAAAGGCGUGGGCCGCAGUUACCGGAUCGCCAAGUCUGCCGCCGCGCGCCGGGCCCUGCGCAGCCUCAAAGCCAAUCAACCUCAGGUCCCAAACAACUGAGCUUCACACGCUAACUAGCUAGUUACUGAUGCUAGCAACUGACGCUAUCUACCUACAACUGUUGCUAGCCAGUAGCCACUGAUGCUAGCUUGCUACUGAUGUUAGCUAGUCGCCACUGAUGCUAACUACUGACGCUAACCAGUAGCUACCAGUGCUAGCAACUGAUGCUAACUACCAACACAGUCCAGCAUUAGUCCUGUAUCUUCAGCCCUCAAUGGCAAACCAAGGCAGCCAGGGAACGUUCUGUGGAGACAUGGGGAAGUCACAACGAGAGCUGAUCUAGUUGUAACGGAUUUCACAUUUUAUUUUACAUUUUUUUGCAAACACAAUCUUUACUUUCCUUCUGUUCUCUGCUUUGUGUAAUCACAAGAGUGCUUUAUUAACGUAUAGCAAAGUGUUAAAAAGAAAAAAAAGGUCAGGUGUUGCUUUGUUAAUUUCUCACUUUUUAAUUUUUUUUAAUUUUGUUUGUUUAACCUUUGCUUUGUGUCAGUGAGAUGCUAGGCGUAUGCGUAUUAUGAGUAGUAUUAGAUUUGUACAUAGUUCAAAUCAAAGGUGUAAAUCUAAAAACGCUAUACUCCUCAGUCUGUGCACUAGUGCCAGUUUUAAAGCGGUUCUUAAAAUGCUAUUGCUAAGGAAAUGGCAAGCAGAGGCCAGACCACCAGUGAAGACGACCAGUGUGGCCCACCUCUCUCUGAACUCUGUCUUGAGAUGGUAUUCUUAGGGUGCGUCUAAAAUGGCACUCUAUCCCCUAUACAGGACCCUAUGGCCCUGGUCAAAAGUAGUGGACUAUAUAAGGAAUAGGGUGCCAUUUGGGACGUACCCUCAAUCAUUAUUGCACUUAUUCCAUUAGGGUCUGUUAUGUUCAGAAUUGUGUGGUCGGAUUGGACAACAAAAUCCUAUAUGUAACAAAAAUAUAUAGAUACAUUUAUGAUGAAAUAUAAAUAUUAUUUGCCUUACAUACUAAGGCCCUCCCUCGUAUCCUGAAAAAAAGAAUAGGAAUUCAACAUUCCCGCUUACUGUAAAUUUAAAAAUAGUUUUUAAACAGCACUCGAGGAUGCAUGUUCGUGUAGCUUAUGUAUUAAUAACCAUGGCAACUGGAUGGCUUAUGAAAAACAUUUAUAAAUCUAUCAAUAUAUCUAGAGGGAAAGAGAUAUUAAAUGUUUAUUAUUAUGACAUAAGUCGACAACUUUAGUCUCAAUGUCUUUUGAUACCAAGAUUGAUCAUCUUUAUUUUGUUGGUCAUUUUGUAAGACUCAGAGCACCUUUUGAUUACAGUCUUUAGGACACAGGUUGUUCUUCUUUUUCAACAGAAUCGUGGUUCACACAUCCCUUCACUUUACCAAAGCUAAUACAGAUGUGAUGCUACAGGGUUGCACAUGUGAAGUCAGUUCCGAGGGAUAUGCAUACCAGCCUUUUUGUUUCAUUAUUUACUUAAAACACAUUGUGACAUAGCGCCCACGUUAUGUGACUAAAUAGCCUCUUAGACUAAAUGUCUUUAUUUUCUCUCAAUAGUAUCAAUAAGCCCUCUUCACUUGAAUACCUCAGUUGAUUGCAUGCAUUUGUUUUUGGUGCUAUGUUUUUUGUUGUAUUAAGCUUGAAUUUCUCAUCCUUUUUGCACUGUAACUAUAAUACCUCUUUCUUUGACCUUUUUGAAAUCUGUCAGUUGGGUUGGUUGUCCUGUUCUAGCAGCCUUCAAGCUGUAGCGGUUCAGUUGCAUCGGUGUUCUCUUUGUUUUUCUUCUCUCCCUGCCCAAUUGAUUUAAUGCUUGAUGAUUUGGUCGGGUAAAACCAGAGGGUAUUCUUAUUCUGCACAUACAUAAGCCUAAACUAAUGUAUUUAGUCUCUGUUGAGCAUCAGUCCUCUUCAAAUGAAGAAGACAUGAAUUGGCCAUGAUCAGAUGGAGGGGGCCUCCUGUACUGUAGCUUGUUGAAGUAAACCGAUUGCACUCUAUAUCUCUCACCGUGUGUGGCCAGCGCAGUCUUAGUGUAUGCCGAAGGCCUUUGCAAGACUGUACGUCGGAUUCAGCCUUUUACGAUUGUCACAUGUCACACUGUGCGAUGUUACCAAAUUAAAAUCUUGAUAUCAACCUUG